Molecule: messenger RNA, 2178 nt
Organism: Dicrocoelium dendriticum
Lineage: Eukaryota; Metazoa; Platyhelminthes; Trematoda; Plagiorchiida; Dicrocoeliidae
Source: the annotation of a GenBank genome assembly
AUGUGGGAGCACAUGUACCCACAAACAAUAAAUUACUGCGUUCUGAAGGAAGCUCAUCAAUGCCCAAACGAACACCGAUUUUGCUACGGGUGCAUUUACACAUGGUCCACAGGCACAGGGGCUGGUCACGAUUGCUGUCCCGUGUGCCGUUGUGAUGGUCUAUAUGCGAAGAACUUCACCUUGCAAGAUAAAAUCAAUCUCAAGCGAGUGCGUUGCACAGAACACGGCUGCAACUGGACUGGAAAGCUGGCUGAGCACACCUCGCAUGAGCACCGGUAUUAUACGGCAAGUGAGCUGAAUCUAUUGGUGUCAAGUAACCGGAAAAAAGUUAGCAGCAAACGGAUCCAAACAGGCACAUUGCCAGAGGUGUUGGCAGGGAACUCAAAUACAGAGACCUCAUCAGAUACAGAACAACAUAACGAAGCGCGAGAUUCCACUGUUACCUCAUUCCCAUCAGCAGAUACUGGUGCAAUCCCGUCUGCAUGCCGACCUUUGGUAUCAUCAUUAGAGUGCUUGGACGGCAGUGAAGUGGAUGCUGUGGACCAUCGCCCUGGACUGGCCCAUCUCCAAAUGUAUUACGAUGCAGCAAGAGAAUUGUCUUCCCCAAGCCAAAUUGAAAGGGGUGAAUAUGCCUACUCAUCUAAUUCAUCCAGAUACGGAGAAACAGCAUCCAACAGAACUUGUAGCAACAUUUUAAGCAGAUGUUCCGCUCGCCCAAUUGCAACCAACCGAAAUAGACCGCCGUCCACAAACAGAGCAAGGUACGCCGAAACAUCGGACAGCAUAGGGCGUCGACUCCUGCCACAGCACGAACGCUUCUUGACACUUAAUUCACUUCGAGUCCCAGAUGAUACUAACAACCAAGGUGUGGCAGAAACAGCUUAUGAGUCAGAUCUUUCAGGACUAAUCGCAGCUAGGAUUCCAAGGCUCUUACCAUUACGAACGACACCCAGGUUUUGCUCAGAAUCAGAGGCAGAGUUCCACUAUCCAGCGAACGUGCUGUUCCCUGCAACGACUUCAGCCUCUAGUAGGGGUCGCAUGUGUGAGGAUGCCACUCUGCUGCCAAAUCUCCGUGAAGAAGAUGAAGUAAAUCAUGCAUCAUCCGGACUACGGAGGGAACGUGUGAUACUUCCGGAAAUAAAUUCCGGAUCUUUAACUCACCUAAGAGCGCCUGCACGGAGUUGCAACAGAAGAAACAGUAAUGAGCAUAGCGGUGCGCAAGAAGAACAAACGGAUAUGAUGCAAGCGCCAGAGGGGAUGCAAUCUCGACCACUGGAGUUCCGUCGCUUAGCUCCAAGGCGACACAACCGUGUGCUUGAACAGCUGCAUGAAACGAGGGAGCAGCUGGCUGCGAUGCUCCGCCUUAUGACACUGGAGUUAGAAGAAAGACGGCAGCAGAUAUUAACCACGGCAUUAGAAACUGCAUCCCAAACGCGAGCUCUGCGAAGCUUAAACACUCAGCUAGCAACUCACUUGGAAGAAACUAGGGGAGAAGGUGCCAAUUUGUUUGAGGAAACGGCAAUUCAUGAACAAAACAGAUGUGUGCAGGCAGUUGGAGAACAGCAAAGCAACGGGCUGGCUGAUUGCUCGAACGUCUCCAGAAACAUGCCCACCCAUAACGAAUUCAACCAAACGACACGCAACGGACAAGCUUUGCAGGAUCUGGUAGAUAGAAUACUAGGCAAUCAGGCGGAACUGGUCUCAAGACUCGAGGAAAUACGAUCUUCAUCAACGGACGAAGGCCAGCAACCGGAAACAACUCCAACGGAACUGAAUGAGCGGGGAUUUAUCGCACCCUACAAUCCAAGGUUACUGACAAGACUGCGGAUAGGCACGAUGAGACGAGCCCCACUUCAUUCAGUGCUUUUAGUUUCAAGUAGACAUGACUUAGAUCAUUUGUUGUUUGAACGAAGUGAGUCGCAACCAAUGGUUAACGAGUGGUCUGUCGGCGGAAGGAGAGUCGGCGACUUUCAUGACGAUGACGAACGUCGCGCAUUUUGACCUGAACUUCUCUACCAACUACAUCCCAUGGCGGCUUCCGACCGUUACGAAACGCUGUGAAAUUACCAAGCAACUGUCGCUUCUUGCAAGAGUCAGAUAUAUGAACGUUUCUAUCCAUGUUUUGCCAUAUUAUCCGCUGUAAACCUGAGUACUGUGAAGAAUUGACUUCUCCACACU